This is a messenger RNA of Setaria italica (foxtail millet), 1453 nucleotides long. RefSeq lists its product as uncharacterized. The coding region runs from base 103 to 1116 and encodes 337 amino acids. Lineage: Eukaryota; Viridiplantae; Streptophyta; Magnoliopsida; Poales; Poaceae. The record is from RefSeq and is a predicted model, not a curated record. Gene Ontology annotation, biological process: hydrotropism. The transcript is spliced from 2 exons.
GGCCGCCCGGCAGUGCAGGCGUCCCCAGCGCCCGCGGCUAGCUAGCCACUGCCCCCGCCCCGCCGCUUUGCCAAAAGCUAGCGCUCGGGCCGCGCCGCGCGCAUGCACCAGUGCACCACCCCGGUUGCCCGCCAACCUCUUAAAGCGUCUCGGCACUUCGGCUCCGGCUCGGCCACUAGGAGAAGCCCAUCAAAUACUCGCGCCGCGCGCGCGCCCAUUAUUGCCAUCACGCGCCGCGCGCACGCACACACGCACACAGGGGAGCUGUGCUCAAGAGCUAGCGAGCUUAUCCAUCGCACCAUCAUGGCGAGAGCCUUCCGCGCGGCCUCCCCGCUGCCGCUCCCGAGCUCGAGGGGCGCCGCCGCCGCCGUGACGAGCGGCGGCGGGAGGGGGAACUUCCCGUGGCUGACCAAGAAGAGCUCGAGCAAUAAGCCGGCGCCGCAGCGCGGCGGCCCGAGCGACGGACAGGAGAGCAAGGGCGAGGAGCCCGCCGACGGGUCCUCCGCCGAGCAGUCGCCGUCGAGGAAGCGCGCGGACGCGCUGGCGCGGCUACGGGCGGCGUUCCUGGCGGCGAUCACGCACCGGCGCCGGCGCCGGCAGCUGGGCUCCUGCGUCACGGGCACCAUCUUCGGGCGGCGCCGCGGGCGCGUGCACGUGGCGCUGCAGACGGACCCGCGCUCCGCGCCCGUGCUGCUCGUCGAGAUGGCCGCCUACUCCACCGGCGCGCUCGUCAGGGAGAUGUCCUCCGGCCUCGUGCGCCUCGCGCUCGAGUGCGAGAAGACGCCGCUCGCCGCCGGGGAGAAGCGGCGGGGGUUGCUCGAGGAGCCGACGUGGCGCGCCUACUGCAACGGGCGCAAGUGCGGGUUCGCGGUGCGCCGGGAGUGCGGCGCGGACGAGUGGCGGGUGCUGGGCGCGGUGGAGCCCGUCUCCGUGGGCGCCGGCGUGCUCCCGGACGACGUCUCCGGCGCCGCCGCCGGCGCCGCUGAGGGCGACCUGAUGUACAUGCGCGCCAGGUUCGAGCGGGUGGUGGGUUCCAGGGACUCGGAGGCGUUCUACAUGAUGAACCCCGACGGCAGCGGCGGCCCCGAGCUCAGCAUCUACCUGCUACGGGUCUGAUCGCCGUCGACGUCCGGUCGCCGCCUGAGAAGACAACGCUUCAGCUUGCAUUUCCACUCUGUAUGUAAUCAUGCAUGCAUGCAUAAUCUGGUUGGGCUUUGUGUAGUUGUGUCCCAUGUAAUCUGGAGGUCUUGGAAAAUGGUGUAUGUACAAUGCUACAACUGAUCACUUACAUGGUUAAUUACUUUGAGUGAUUAGUUUUUGGUGUGAGGUGGUGUGGUUACUUCUAGAUAGCUAGGUUGGAGAUCAUUUUUCUCUUUGGUUAUUAUGUGAUCAAACGGCUUGGAAAACUUGGGAAUAAUUAAUAUCAGUGCCUCUGUUGCAUGAUAAGAUGCUA